Molecule: messenger RNA, 1125 nt
Organism: Rotaria sordida
Lineage: Eukaryota; Metazoa; Rotifera; Eurotatoria; Philodinida; Philodinidae
Source: the annotation of a GenBank genome assembly
AUGGCUUGUCGUUUAUCUCUUCACAUUUGUUGGUAUCCACGAACUAUUAUAUAUCAACAAUUUUUUCUUCGUUCAUCAUUUUCUACCAUACCAAGUGCAGAUAAUGUAACACAAUCCCAUCGAUCAGCUUCUCGUUUUUCCGUUAAAAUUGCUCGAUUUCUUUUUUCCAAAAAUCGUCUUAAACCAUAUGCACGUUUAUCUACUCAUCCACAUUAUACAAAAACAGAAAGUCCUGGUGAUAUUCAUGAGUUAGCACGUGAUUUUAUUCUUUCACUCGAACCAGAACAUCGACGAAUUCUUUCCAAUGAAUUAAUUGAAUUAGAAAAAUUAUCAACAGCAACAACUGGUACAAUACCAGUUCUUUCUUCACAAUUAGCUAUUAUUUUUCUUGAAACUGGACUUCCAUAUAUUGGUUUUGGUUUUGUUGAUAAUUUUGUUAUGCUUGUUGCUGGCGAAACAAUUGAAACAUUUUUUGGUGUUGCUUUUUGUCUUUCUACAAUGGGAGCCGCCGCUUUGGGAAAUGCGGUCAGUGAUGUAAUGGGCGUUGGUCUUGCUGACCGUAUUGAACGAACAUGUGGACGAUUUUUAGGUAUGUUUGGAGUUAAACAACCUAAAUUAACGUCUGAUCAAUGGGGACAACGAUCAGUACAGAUAACUCAAUUGAUGUCGAAAGUUAUUUGUAUUUUUGUUGAUAUGAAUCUUCUUCGUACAUGUUAUUUAACAACACGUUUAAGUCAUUCAUUCAUACAUUCUUUUAUUCGUCAAACACAUAUAGAAGCAUCAACAGAACAAUCACCAAUAUGGAUUCAACCAAAAAAUGAACCUAUUGAAACUAAACGUCGUCGUCUUCUUUAUCAAAGUCGAAAACGUGGUAUGCUAGAAAAUGAUCUUUUACUUAGUAAUUUUGCUUCAAUUUAUUUAUCAAAACUGAAUGAAUAUGAUCUUGAUUUAUAUGAUAAAUUAAUAAAUACACCAUCAAAUGAUUGGGAUUUAUAUUAUAUGGCUAUAGGAAGAAUAGAUACACCGGAAGAAUAUCAACAUCAUAUUAUGGAUUUACUUAAAAAUUUUGUUAAAAAUGAACAAAAACAAACACGUCAUCGACAACCAAAUGUAGUACCUGUUUAA